ACAAACUGUCAUCAUCAGCUGGGCAACAGCAUAAUAUUUUCGGCUGCUUGGUCUGUUCUCGUUUUGUAAGGGAUUCACUCCAUUUGUUGAACUAAUAAUCCAAAUAAAAUGUGGUUUGAAGUCUUACCAUCGGCUGCCAUCAUCACUGUGGCCUUGUCCAUUCCCACAUACGCCAUGUAUGGCCUGCAUAAGCUCGUCUUGGGCAAUGCCUACCGCCGGAAUUUGGAUGAGCGUUUCGAUCGUGUUAUGUACUUGCGCGACAGACGACUAACCGAUAAUCCCUACAAAAUGAAUGGUUUGGAGCAUAUUCCCGAGGCAUAAUUUAAUUGAAUUUUCGAAUUCGUAGCUUAAUUCACAAAUGUGAUGUGUGUUAAAUUAAAUAACUUUCAAAUCGAUUAAAUAAAAACAUUUCAAAAUAAAAACUAAAACAAACAUUGCA
Stomoxys calcitrans (stable fly) is the source of this 439-nucleotide messenger RNA. RefSeq lists its product as uncharacterized. The transcript is spliced from 3 exons. The record is from RefSeq and is a predicted model, not a curated record. The coding region runs from base 109 to 321 and encodes 70 amino acids. NCBI's taxonomy places the organism in Eukaryota, Metazoa, Arthropoda, Insecta, Diptera, Muscidae.